UGUCAUCUCCCCUUCCCCGAGAUCACGUGCCAAUCAAAUUGCGUCAGAGUCCGGGUUCCAGCGCCUCUCAACUUUCCAUAAACAUUUUCCUUUCGCCGUACAUACAGGAAUUUGCAACGCAUCUUUUGACUUUGCAACAUUCAAAAUGUCUAUCAGAGCCACCUCAACCAAUCUGCUCCGGCGAGCACUGACCAGUACUCGGUCGACCCCCGUUUCCGAGGCUAUUCAAACGGUCCGACCCGCGGCCUUCAGCGCAUUCCGAAAUGUGUCCAGCGCCUCGCGCCUGCCUACCCUCACAGCUUCAGAGACUCGCCGUCGGCCGACGGUAAGGCCGCAUCAGCAGCCUGUGGUUCAGAAUGGGGUGAACGGCAUGUCUCCAACCAGCAAGCGGACAAUCUUCAUUCAGACGGAAAACACACCCAACCCUGAUGCCUUGAAAUUCAUUCCCAACCACCGCGUCCUUCCCGAGGACUUCCCGACCACUUUCCUUGAAUACCUCUCCCCUCGCUCCACGCUCGCCCCACCACACCCUUCCCCUCUCGCCGCCAAGCUCCUCGAUGUCGAGGGUGUCACCUCCGUCUUCUACGGUCCCGACUUCAUCACCGUAACCAAAGCCAGCGAUGCGCAGUGGGCGCACAUCAAGCCCGAGGUCUUCAGCCUGAUCACGCAGGCCGUGACAGCCGGUGAGACCAUCGUGACAACCGUGGAGAGUGAUGGCUCAGAGGGCACACAAGAAGGUGGUGUCAGCGACUCCCUCACCUACGACGAAAACGACGACGAGGUUGUCAGCAUGAUCAAGGAAUUGCUCGAGACUCGCAUCCGUCCCGCGAUUCAGGAGGAUGGCGGUGAUAUUGAGCUGCGGGGCUUUGAGGAUGGUAUUGUCAUGCUGAAGCUGCGAGGCGCAUGCCGGACUUGCGACUCGAGCACCGUGACGCUGAAGAAUGGCAUCGAGUCGAUGCUGAUGCACUAUAUCGAGGAGGUCAAGGGUGUUGAGCAGGUCAUGGACCAGGAGGAGGAGAUCUCCAUGCAUGAGUUUGCCAAGUUUGAAGAAAAGCUGCGUCAGCAAAAGGGCGCCGCUGCCACAGCCAGCUCCUCUAUCGAUAGCGCCCCAUAAUGAGUCUGUCCAACAGUCGCAAUACGGAGGAAUUUUUGAAUCCGUCAUGUCGCAGUGUGGCUUCUCUAAAUUUGUAUAUUAGUUUAUCCCCAACAUCAAAGACAGCUUGUUAAUGCAUCAACGCUCCGUCGCAACGAUUAAACCUCCGAUGCCAACCGAGGCCCCGGACCUUGUAAAGGCGCUGUUCGAUUUCGAUUCCAAAAUCU
Penicillium brasilianum is the source of this 1320-nucleotide messenger RNA. NCBI's taxonomy places the organism in Eukaryota, Fungi, Ascomycota, Eurotiomycetes, Eurotiales, Aspergillaceae. The record is from the annotation of a GenBank genome assembly.